AUAAAAGAAUCUUCUCGCGUUCUCCAUUAUUUCGAGUACAUCAAUUAUCGGCAGUCGGUGAGACCUGAGAGGAGUUGUUCGUUGUUCUUCAUAGCUCAAGGAGAAAAUUUUCAUCAAAGAAUUUCGAUCUCUGUCUGAGCGUUCAUAUAUUUGAGUGGAUAACAAUGGUGCAGAUGAAGCUUCUCGGUGGUCUCGUACUCGCUCUGUGUCUGUUUGUACCUUUGACCUCUGCCAAGUCCACCGAUGUUCACUACUGCAAUAAGAAGGCUAACUAUGUUGUGAAGGUCAAUGGACUCGAGAUAGACCCAUAUCCAAUUUCCAGAGGCAAAAAUACCACCUUCCAGAUUGCUGCAGCUACAAAUGAAGCAAUAAAUGGUGGGAAACUGGUAAUUGAUGUUUCAUACUUUGGAUUUCACAUCCACAGCGAGGACCACAAUCUUUGUGCAGAGACGUCAUGCCCUGUUUCUGUUGGUGAUUUCGUGGUCUCUCACUCCCAAGAAUUACCUGGAAUCACACCGCCUGGUUCCUACACGCUGAAAAUGACAAUGGUUGAUGAACACAAGAAGCAAUUGACAUGCAUUACUUUUGAUUUCAGCAUCGGCUUCAUAGCAGAAGAGAAGGCGAAAGCUGAUAUGUAAAUGCCGAAGGAUUGGUUCCUUUCCCCUCCUUCCAGUCUUUAGAUAUUGUAUAGAGAUUUCCUAUUUUGUAUGUGCCGCUCUACAUAACUUUGCUCCUGUUCUGUGCUUAUCGUAUUAUCCAUAUAAACCACUUUCUGGGCCCAAUAAAUAUGGUUGCCAUUCUCUCCCAGUUGAUUGCAAUCCGGAGCUGUACAAUACAUCAUGUAUUAACCCUCUGAACAUUAUCCAAGUCUUUCUCGCAACAUUUUUCUUUAA
Molecule: messenger RNA, 893 nt
Organism: Sesamum indicum (sesame)
Lineage: Eukaryota; Viridiplantae; Streptophyta; Magnoliopsida; Lamiales; Pedaliaceae
Biological process (GO): intracellular sterol transport
Molecular function (GO): sterol binding
Source: RefSeq, a predicted model, not a curated record